UCACCUAUUCCAAUUCUUGUUCUUGGGAUAGCUAAAAGGCAAUUCGAUUUCUUGGAUUUAACAUUGGGGUUAAUGAAUUAGCUUAGCAUAGUGCAUAUUUGCCAAGAAGUAUUUUAUUGGCACUGCGGUACAUAGCACGCACACACAGUGUUUAUAAACAUGUAAAUACCGUCCCAAUGUAUGGCAUCUACAAUAUAGCUGCAUACCUGGCUGGGCGCCGUGUGGCCUUGGGCAACAUUCACCGUAUAUUGUUGAACAGAUCAAAACCGAUGAUUUGCGAACGCUGCAACAACAAGAGCCCUGGAUCUCGUCCAAAGGUUUCCGUCCCUUUUUUUGUUAGUUUCAGGAAGUACAGUAAGCCAGACAUUGCAUUGUAAGCGCGCUGUUCUAACACACACACACAUAUCCCGCGUCUCUGCGUUGCUCGUCGGUUGAUAGAAGAGGGGUUUUUUUUCUUCUUCUUCUUCUUAAAUGUUUCACAGUUCUCCAGUAAACAUUUUAGCAAUGGGCAGUUUUGUACUGUGGGGUUUGACGCUCGCGGUUGUUACGUGGGGCUACGGGCUUCGAGCAGAAUUCGUGCCAGGAACCACCCCGUACCUACAAAGCAAGGUGACUGGAAGAUGCAGAAAUUACGUGAAGAGCCAUCCUGACCUUGGGUAUAAAGAUUGUGAGAAGAUUUGGGAGGCAUUUUACAAUGCAUUCAUGAACAAGAAAAAUUGUAACAUCUCUUCAGAUAGUUACACGAAUUUCAUUCAUUUGGCACAUCAUUCUGUGCCACAAGACAAGGCACUCUUUUGGAGUAAAAGAAAAACGUGUAAGCACAGAGACCGGAUCAGGUUUGAAGAAACGCUGAUUGGUUAUAUAUUAGAUGACAUGCACUGGUGCCCAACUAAAGAUGGUAAAGCUUUGAAUUAUGUAACUUGCGAAGGUUGUGAAGGUGUUGAGAAAAACUUCUGGAGGAUUGCUUCAACAUGGUUUGCGAAAUCCGCCACAGGUGUUGUAGGAGUGUUGCUUAAAGGUGGAGCUUACCAGCCAGGAAGUAUUUUUUAUGACAACGAGGUUCCUAUACUUCAAUCUCCACGAGUGACUCACAUGGACAUCUGGGUUAUCAAUAACGAAAGUAAUGGAGAGACAUGCGACUCUGGAACUCAACGUGAUCUGAUUGAUCAUUUAAAUCUAAAGGGUAUAGGAUCCACUUGCUAUUCUAACAAGACAUCGCCUAACACAGAGUGCGAGUACUUCCCUAAUGCACACGACUGUGAAAUUACCUGCUCUGUAUCACUCGCUUAUCUUUUCAACAACCUUAUGACAGUUACCUAAUUGAGUGUGGUGCUAUUCAUGGGUUAUUCGUAGAACACUUUGUGUAGGAGACAUUUGUUAAUUUUGUAUAGCAUUCUGUAUUUGUGUGGCUUUCUUUAUUGUAUAUUUAUGUAACAUUUCUUUUUUUGUCUGUUUAUUUUUCCUUUUCAAACAGUGUCAUGUCAUGUCCAAUAAACAAUUGUUUCCCUCC
This is a messenger RNA of Petromyzon marinus (sea lamprey), 1510 nucleotides long. RefSeq names its product ADP-ribosyl cyclase/cyclic ADP-ribose hydrolase 2-like. Gene Ontology annotation, molecular function: NAD+ nucleosidase activity, cyclic ADP-ribose generating; phosphorus-oxygen lyase activity. Gene Ontology annotation, cellular component: plasma membrane. Lineage: Eukaryota; Metazoa; Chordata; Hyperoartia; Petromyzontiformes; Petromyzontidae. Gene Ontology annotation, biological process: positive regulation of B cell proliferation. The record is from RefSeq and is a predicted model, not a curated record.